AUGGCCUGGUCCCACAAGCGCAAACUUGAAAGGGCGAGGGACGAGGCAAUCGCACGCGCUGAUAAGAGAGACAAGCUGGUGCAAAGGCUACUGUGGGAAGACGUCUCUAAACGUAAGGAGUAUCAGGACAAAAUAUCUAAAGUGGAGUCUAUCAUCGACAGAGUCAGGGACGCUGCUGUGAUCAACGAAACCGGUAGUACCAGUGCCCCUCCGACCACCGAAGAACUCUCAAAACUGCACACGCAAGAACUCAAGACACUGCAUGCACAGGUGACUGCCCUGCAUAAGGCAUCCAUCAAAGCAGCAGCCGACGCUGCAACUAUGGCUGCCAAAGUGGAGGCUGCUGCUGCUGCUGCUCCCAAAAAGUCAAUGCAACUUGUGACUGCGGCUUCCACCAAGACUCCAACUCUUGUCAAACUUAUCAUCAGACCCAUUCUCACCUCUGAGACAGCAAACAUGGAUGACCCUUUACUCAAAAUCUGCCUAGAUUGUGCAGGAAAUCUCUAA
Suillus discolor is the source of this 507-nucleotide messenger RNA. RefSeq lists its product as uncharacterized. The record is from RefSeq and is a predicted model, not a curated record. Bases 1 to 507 code for a protein of 168 amino acids. The transcript has 3 exons. Lineage: Eukaryota; Fungi; Basidiomycota; Agaricomycetes; Boletales; Suillaceae.